AUGUUAACGCUUCUAAUUGUAUCUGCGUUGUUAACUACUAAUGUUAGUGCUCUAAAACGUGAAGAUUUAGGAUUUUUGUCCACCAACAUUGACCAUGUUCUUCGUAGCUACAGUAGCCUGUCAUCAGACACUAAAAGAGCCGCGGAUUUGGCUGCAAAAGUUGGUCAAAAUGUGCUUUUAGACGAACGGAAAGCUUACGAAAAAUUUUUUGUUCAUAUACUGGAGUAAGUUUGGUUUUACUUACAGAAACACUCUUGUAUAACGAAUCGUUUCGGUGUAUUAAGUUUGUUCGUUUUGAAGGAUUUUCGGUAUAGAAACACACCUAAAUGGGUUUAUAUUACAUUAUUCAGGUUCAACAAGACGUACAAUACUGACGCAGAAGUAAAGUUCAGAUUUAAUGUUAUAAAGGAAGCCUUUAAGAAGAUUGAUAAAUAUCAAAAGGCGAACCCAGAAGCCCAGUAUGGUUUGACUCAUUUAUCUGACAUGACUGAUGGCGAGUUUUACAGAUUUUACGCUAACUUGAACCACAAGCAAUUACCAACAUAUUUUAGAAGCGAUCGUAUGUUACAUUUUUAUAUACAGGCCCAGCCGGGCCUCUUAGACCUCAUAAAAAAUAGACGUUGACAGCCUAACAAAGAUUGGAAUAUUUUUAAAUUAAAAACAAAAACAACCACAUUUCUAAAAGUUUUUAUUUGAGGAUCCUCAAACACUGUACCAACAAACUUUAAAGCACCCAGCCGACUAGAUUACCGUGAACAAGGAAAAGUCACCAAAGUAAAAGAUCAAGGACGUUGCGGCUCUUCUUAUGCCUUCGCCGCUGUAGCAGUAAUCGAAAGUCUCUACGCAAUACAUAGAAAUCACACUCCUAUAGACUUGAGUGUUCAACAAGCGAUUUCAUGCACAAUUGGAAAUAGAUAUAACCACGGAUGCCUUGGAGGACAUCCAGCGGCAAUAUUUCGGUAUUUCGAAGGGAACGGUAUCACAAGCUGGGACAACUUUCCUUACAAUGCUAGCGGUCCACCUAUCCCACCGUGCCUUACCGACUUGCCGGUUGUGACACAACUCAGCGGCUCCAAACCGGUAGAAGAAAAUGAAAACAAAAUGCUGGAGAAUUUGGCGCUUAACGGACCUAUCGUGUCCACCAUCAAUGCGGAUCCAUUAAUACACUACAGAGGAGGGAUUGUUCAUGGCGUUGAAGGUGGCAGAAAUCAUGCUGUUAUGAUUGUGGGCUACGGUGAAGAGGAAGAAGAUCAUUGGAUUGUGAAGAACUCUUGGGGCGAGGUUUGGGGUGAAAAAGGCUACUUCAGAGUUGGUAGAGGUCACAAUGACCUGAGAAUUUCCGAAGACAACUAUGCUGCUUAUAUUGAUGACUAA
This is a messenger RNA of Bursaphelenchus okinawaensis, 1374 nucleotides long. Lineage: Eukaryota; Metazoa; Nematoda; Chromadorea; Rhabditida; Aphelenchoididae. The record is from the annotation of a GenBank genome assembly.